Paramuricea clavata is the source of this 1078-nucleotide messenger RNA. NCBI's taxonomy places the organism in Eukaryota, Metazoa, Cnidaria, Anthozoa, Malacalcyonacea, Plexauridae. The record is from the annotation of a GenBank genome assembly.
AUGGAUGUGAGGACCGCUUUUCUUCAAGGAGAUCUAACAGAUGAGAUAUAUAUGAAGCAACCUCGAAGCAAAGAAAAUCCUGAUCACGUGUGUAAACUAAAGAAAAGUCUCUAUGGAUUAAAACAUUCCGCUAGAUGUUGGAACUCUACAUUAGAUAGUUUCCUGAAAUCCAGUGGUUACAAGCAAGUUGGCGCUGAUUCAUGCCUGUACAUGAAGUCUGUUAAGCUGCAGAAUGGCAAAAUCAAUUUUGUUAUCUUAUCAAUCCAUGUAGACGACAUCUUAUGGUUCUCGAACGACGUGAUUAUGUUAGAGGAAGAGAAGGUUGCAAUUGGCACUAAGUUCAAAGUGGAAAAUUUGGGCGAAGUUAGUCAUAUCCUGGGAAUGUUGAUCAAACGCGACCGAUACUCAAGAACACUAACCAUAAUCCAAGUACUUGGAAGGUGCCUUGAAGAGAUUCAAUAUGGAAGAGUGCAAACCUGUAUCUACACCUCUUGAACCCGGAAAACAAUUCCACGAGUUAUCCGAUAAUGAAAGACCAGCAAUCAUUCAUGAAUAUCAGAAGAUUAUUGGUUGUUUAACUUACGUUACAAGGGCAACACGACCUGAUCUACUGUAGCUGCAGCAGUUGGCAUUUUGUCGAAGUACAUGACCAAACCUAGCCAAGAACAUUGGAAAGGUGUAAAACGAAUUUUGAGAUAUAUUAAAGGAACACUAAACUUUGGUAUUACCUUUCAAGCUAAAGACCAAACGUGUAUCUUAACUGGGUAUUCCGGCCGACGCUGACUGGGCAAACGACACUGAAACAAGACGUUCCACGUCCGGAUAUGUGUUUCAGAUUAGCGGAUGCACAAUUAGUUGGUGCAGCAAGAAACAGUCUUGUGUGUCUAGAUCGUCCACGGAAGCUGAAUACAUGGCAUUAAGUCUUGCAACUCAGGAGGCUAUUUGGCUAAGACGAUUACUAGAAAAUAUCGGAGUCAAGCAGAAGGAAUCUACAGUAAUGUGCGAGGACAACCAAGCAGCAAUCCAAUUAUCGAGAAACCCGAAGUUCCACAACCGCACGAAAAAUAUAUCGAUGUAG